AUGAGCGAACAUCACUGUCUGUCUGUAUCAUCUUUGAUACUCUCCUCUCAUCACCCAUCAUCAUUUCCUUUCUUUAAUUUCACUUUGUUCUUGGCUUUGAUUAAUAUUUCAUAUCGUGGUGGUAUAAACUGUCUGAGGAGUUUAAAACGUAGCGAUGGAAUAGCUGACUAUAAAUUGAAGGAUCCUUCCUUGGAGGGUCUCAGUUUCAUUAAACCAACUUCAAUUUAUAUUAAGAUGAUUGUACAACUACGCGAUUAUCAACCAUUAACAAAGGAUAAGGUAAAGGCAAAUGAAGAUUUAGAGGAUAAGGCUAAACCAUUCUCUGAUGCAUUCUAUGAUAAAAUGAGAGCAAGUGCUGCAAACUAUGUCAAGUUUUAUGCCACAGAGUACAUUCAAAACAAAACCAAAAGUCUUGCUAAUCUUGUAUCGUAUUCUUGCUUUGAAAAUGGUGACAUCUACACUGACCAAGUUAGAAAGCUUUCAGACAAGUAUUUCCUCGAUGUUGUCUAUUACUACAUGGACGAUGGUUUACGAUCACUCAUGAAGUGGGACAAGCCAGCACUCGACAAUAGACUCUUGGAGAUAUCAUCGAGUGCAAAGGUUGUCGCAUGGUACAAGAAAUAUGCAACUCUCUAUGUCCAUUACUUGGCCAGUGAAGAAACAACUGGUAAAAUCAAAACAAAGGUCGUUGAAGCUGAUCUUAAAGCCAUGACUUCAUCGAAAAUUUAUGUUAAACAAACAUCAGCCAUUUAUCAUUAUGCAUUUUUAAUGUAUAUUCCAUGGAUGGCAUUGUACAUCCACGACAAUCCAGCCAAAUGGACCGAAGAGUUGAAAAACUAUUAUCUAACAUCACCUGAAUUUGCCAAGAUUUGGAUUCAAAACAUCCAGGCACAAUACCAAAAGGAGCAAAACUUUCAAAAGAUUGCUGAUAUCUUUGCAAAUGCUGGUCUCAAAAAAGAAGCUGAUCUUAUUGCCAAUUUACCAAGAGAAUAUAAUAGUUUGGAUUAUAUGAUUUCAAAUGCAAGAAACAAAUUAGAUAUGCUUGAUCCAAGUGGAAAGACAUCAACAGCUGUAACAACCCACCUUUACAGCUCAAGUUAUGCAUUCUUUUAUAUCUUGUCUGGAAAGGAGAAUAAACCCGAGCAAAAAAAAGCAUUGGAAAAGCAAAUUGGAAUUGCUGUCGACCAUCUUGCCAGUCUAAAGGAAUCUGAACUGUCUGGUGAGAGAUUGGAUAUGUAUAGAACAUUCAAGGAUACCGUGUCUGCUUGUGGAAAUUUGGCAGGUGUUAAAACACAACUUGGCAUGGCAAUCAAGAAUGCCAACGACCGUAUGAAACCAUACCUCAAAAACAUUGACGUGUCCAAAUACGACGAUCUACUCAAAAUGCCAACCAUGGAAUCCAACGCAAUGGAGGCCUCUGUAAAAGAGUCAACAGGCCCACUCAAAAAGGUACCAUACUGCUUAAAGUUUUGCAUGGGAAUGUGGAGAGGAUGCCAAGCCAUCUCGGUCUUUUACGGUCUCUACAAUUUCAAAUCGGCCGAUACUGUAGGAAAGGUUCAAGCUAUAGCCGAUCUCGUGACCAUUGCUCUUGACACUUUUACUAUUUUUGGAAAGGCAGACAAGGCAUUUACAUCGCCUUUUGCAACUCUUUCUAAAGUGAUUGCAACUCAAAUCCACAAAGUCGGUGUACAGGCACCCAAGGUCCUAUCGGGUAUAUUCAAUCUCAUGAAGGGGUCGUUUGCACCAACCUUUAACAAUUUCCUCAGCUUUAGAGUAUGCCCUGCCUUGAUUGUCAUUGCAGUCGUUAUCAAUGCUAUGGAUGCCGUUAAAAGUUUCCAAGAAGCUAAAUGGGGAGAAUUGGCUUGCGACCUCGUUCAACUCGGCGCCAACCUGGCUUCCAUUGCCAUCUUGGUGGCUGGUGCCUCUUGGAGUGGUCCUGUUGCUUUGGUACUUGGUGGAAUCUGUAUCAUUGCUGCUUUUAUCAAGUACAUCAUUACAAAAACACCUGUGGAAGAAUUUUUGGAAUCAUCAUACUUGUUACCACAAUCUUCAAUUAAUUGUAAUAUAUGUAUAGAUCUUUCAAAAAUUUUGUUGCGAUGGAGUUUGGUACAUAUUAAUAAUAAGACUUUGGUUUACUUUCAUGUAGCUUAA
Cavenderia fasciculata is the source of this 2151-nucleotide messenger RNA. RefSeq lists its product as uncharacterized. The coding region runs from base 1 to 2151 and encodes 716 amino acids. The transcript has 9 exons. The record is from RefSeq and is a predicted model, not a curated record. NCBI's taxonomy places the organism in Eukaryota, Evosea, Eumycetozoa, Acytosteliales, Cavenderiaceae.